AUGAGUGUAUUUGAAGAACCCCUGCCAAAUUACAGUACGCAGAUUACAUCAAAUUGUCAAGAAAUAGUGAUCCCACUACGAGAAGUGACCUACUAUGAAAAGCGCGAUGAAAAGGGUGAAGAUGGCAUUGAACUCUCUAUUGCCUUCUCCGAAAAUCCCUUGAAGCACAUCCCUCCAGAAUUCAAUGGUCAAUUUCGAGAGAUAAUGACUAAUAGUUCAUGGGAUUGGGAAUCGAAGAGAUUCGUUGUGCAUCUUCCCAAGCAAACGGAAAUGAGUAUUGAGGGAUUUCUAAAGAAGGUGAAUGCUGCUUUACAGAAUAUGAUGACAGAUGGAGGAAAGAGCGAGGAAAAUAUGGCAGAUGACGAUGCUAUUAAAAUUUAA
This is a messenger RNA of Rodentolepis nana, 381 nucleotides long. The record is from the annotation of a GenBank genome assembly. NCBI's taxonomy places the organism in Eukaryota, Metazoa, Platyhelminthes, Cestoda, Cyclophyllidea, Hymenolepididae.